Messenger RNA from Parasteatoda tepidariorum (common house spider), 1033 nucleotides. RefSeq lists its product as uncharacterized. The record is from RefSeq and is a predicted model, not a curated record. NCBI's taxonomy places the organism in Eukaryota, Metazoa, Arthropoda, Arachnida, Araneae, Theridiidae.
AAUCAGAAACGUUAAACUAAUCUUCUUUUCAAUAUAAUUAGUCGCAAUUACUUCAUCUUUUUUUUAUCGCCAUAAUUCUCAGUAUACCUUGUAUUCAAAACAAUGGGGAGUUGCUGUCAGCUUUUGCGUCGUAUUGUAAUGCAUAAUAUUAGAAAGACUAGCUGGUAUAUGAUAUCCUCUCAUGUAAUAUCUUUUAUAUUUCUUCCUUCCUUCUUGAUAACUAUCGCUGUCCUAUUCGAGUAUCGUUAUCUCAGAGCAAUAGCUGGUGUUUACUCCGUUUUGGCUCUAGGUUUUGCCGUCAACAUGUUUCUCUUACCAGUUCAAAAAGCAUUAGCCGAGGCAAAAGAAAGGCAAUCUGCAGAUAGAUCGAGAAUUGAUGUAGAAGCUUCUUCUGAAACUGAACCAAUGGACCAGGUUAUUGAGCCCGUCCAAAGAUCUACUUCAUUUUGGACUGAGGCGCUUAGGAAUUAUCCAUAUCCACAUUGGCUAUCAUCACCAGCUGCUGUCGCUCCAAGUUCAGAAUCCGAUACAUUGAAGAAGAUUCGUCUGCAUAAUGAAAGGUUAGGUGCCAAGCCAGGAACGCAUUCUGAUGUUGCUGAAACUUCUUUCAUUAGGAAUGUGGAAAGUAGUGAAGUUGAAGGCAAUUUGCAAGUGACACACAGAAGUCUCCAUCCAUCAAGAUCUCCCGAGGAAGAAUCAAAUCCUUCAUCACAAAUUGUCACUGAAGCUGAAGUUUAUAGACCAAACACUGGCGGAAUGGAAAAAGUUCACGAGAUAUAGCGUCGAUUUGGCUUUAAUCGUGUUUUAUUUUUUCAUUUUUUUUGGAAAUUUCAUAUGCAAUCUUUAAUUUUAUUUGGAUAAUCUGAGAAAUAACUUAAUCCUUCAUCGUUUAUUGUCACUGAAGUUAAGUUUAAGGAACAAACUCUGGAGAAAGUAAUUGAAAGAAAAAUUGACAAGAUAUACCAAUGAUUCAAAGGUUUUAAUCGUAUGUUUAUAGGCAACUUAUACUCUUUUAUUAAAUAUUUAAGGAUUC